Carassius carassius (crucian carp) is the source of this 3093-nucleotide messenger RNA. It is a transcript of the gene wscd1a, whose product is annotated as sialate:O-sulfotransferase 1. The record is from RefSeq and is a predicted model, not a curated record. Gene Ontology annotation, molecular function: sulfotransferase activity. NCBI's taxonomy places the organism in Eukaryota, Metazoa, Chordata, Actinopteri, Cypriniformes, Cyprinidae. Bases 614 to 2329 code for a protein of 571 amino acids. The transcript has 9 exons.
GCUGGGCUCUUACGUGCGUUCACAGAGAAGCGUGGGGCUGCAGAGCAAAGGGAACACGGCAACGGAUUUAGAUAAGGAUUAUCGCUGUUAUAGUGGUUUCACAGCUAUGCAAAAUAAGAAAAUGCAAGAGGAUUAGUGACACACAUCAAGUGAAGCAAAAUAGCAAAACAGAGUGAGAAAGCGAGACGAGACUCGCCUCAGAGAUGAGAGAGAUGCUCAUGUUUAUGAACAGACAUUCAACACAAGGAAAUCUCCAGCUCUGAAAUAUAUUUAAUAUGCUACAAGAUUGUUAUUCUUCACUGCCAUCGGGUAGUAGCGAAAGGUUCCCUGAAGUCUUUGAGCCGUAAGAGCUCAGAGUACAUUCUGCCACAAAUACUUCUGUCAUCAAGGGGAUGUAACGGCACAGUCAAGUUUUCCCUUAAUCGGCGGGACAUUUUGCCAGAGGAAUUUUGCGCUCAAAGAGUUUUUAAACAGAAUGUGAAUAAGGUAUCACUGUUAGAGCUGGCUAUAGAAUGGAGCACCUGGAAUAGGUCUCUGCCUUUUUUUAGUUGGAACAAUGGCAGCAUGAAAUCAUAGACUCAAGGUUUUUUUACUUACGUGGAAGGAGGGCAACAUGGCAAAGCCCUUCUACAGGCUUCAGCGCUUCUUGCGACGGACUCAGCUGCUCUUCUUGUUCCUCGGUGUCGCAUACAUUAUGGCUGGAAGUGUUCUUCUUCUGCAGAGACAUGGAUUGGUGGUGUCACAGCGUGGGACGAGCAGUUACUUUCCUUUGCCGUCUUUGCCAUCUCCUCCCAGAGCCCUGGAGGCACCUGCCCUCCGAACAAGUUAUGGAAUAAUGGGAGCUCGGCUAUCCGGAAAUGGGGUUUUAUCUGAAGACAACGCUGGAUCACAAUGGCUGAUCUCUAGAAACCAGGAGAUCCGAUAUCUGAGACGUCGCUGGUUCCACAGCCUCAUGUCCGAACAGGAAGCAUCCAGAGUGGAGAAAGUUCUUCCGAAAAGAAAAAUCCGACACAAAGGCACAUACAUUGGCUGCUUUCUGGAUGACGCUAAAGACCGGGCGCUCAAAGGGAUGGUGUUUUAUGACUUCCGGAAAAUGACCAGCACCUUGUGUCAGGACACCUGCACGGAAAGUGGCUACCAGUUUGCUGGCCUUGAAUAUGGGUCUGAGUGUUACUGUGGAAACCGCAUCACAAGCACUCGGAUGAAAGAGGAGGAGUGUAACUUGGACUGCAAAGGUGAGAAGGGUGCCAUCUGUGGAGGUGUGUCCCGUCUGUCCAUUUACAAGGUGGAGGAGGUUCUUCCUGGCCAGCGGAGAUACAGGAACGUGCGCUACCGGGGCUGCUUCAAAAAACCUGACAACACUUCAGCAGCUUCUCUGGCUCAUGCCGUCCAGCCCAACCUCACCUCCCAGUGGUGCAUCCAGACCUGCAUGGAUCAGGAGUUUCCUCUGGCCCUGGUCAGGAAGCCUGACUGUUUCUGUGGCUACGCUACUCCACGCUUCACUCUUCACGAGCCUGUAAAAGAGGAGCUCUGUGCUGUGGAAAACAGCAGUCUGCCUACCCAGGGUUCCCAUCAGCUCUUCCUUCAGGUUUAUCAGACACCUGUUCAAGAUUCCAGAUGCACAGAGAAGAAGUUUCUUCCUGAGAAGUCCAGCUCACUGGUGGCUCUGUCCAGUUUUCCUGGUGCGGGGAACACCUGGGUGAGGCACUUGAUCGAGCUCGCCACAGGCUACUACACAGGCAGUUACUACUUUGAUGGCACCCUCUACAAUAGAGGCUUCAAGGGUGAGAAAGAUUACUGGAAGAGUGGAAGAACCAUCUGUGUGAAGACACAUGAGAGCGGCCAGCGGGAUAUAGAGAUGUAUGACUCAGCAAUACUGUUGAUAAGAAACCCCUACCGCUCACUCAUGGCUGAGUUCAACCGCAAGUGCGCUGGGCAUCUUGGUUACGCUUCUGAACAGCACUGGAAGAGCAAAGAGUGGCCUGAAUUUGUGGGUAGUUAUGCCUCCUGGUGGGCUUCUCAUGUUUUGGACUGGCUGCGUUAUGGAAAGAAACUUCUGGUGGUGCACUAUGAGGAGUUGCAGGAAUCACUGGUGCCCACAUUACGAUCCAUCACUUCCUUCCUCAAUACCAGUGUCAGUGAAGAGCGGCUCCUCUGUGCUGAGUGCAACAAGGAUGGCCACUUCAAGCGCUCAGGUGUGCGACGGCCCACCUUUGACCCCUUCGCCCCAGAUAUGAAACGCCUGAUUGAUGGAUACAUCAGCACUGUGGACCAGGCCCUCAGAGCCAGCAACCAUUCUGGGUUGCCAAAGGAAUAUCUACCAAGAUGAUAAGUCCAGAACUAGAGUACAGGACUGUCUGUCUCGCUCAAGCUCCAAUGCUACAAACUGUGAUGCCCAGGAGAUAUUUUGAUUUUUUUCCUUACAUUGAGGUCAGAAAUAAUGCCAUAUGAUGCUGGUGUGCUUUGAGAUCAUCAUGUUUUAAAGGCAGUAUGGGGAUCAGUUUGUAAAAGGAAGCAAUUUGCAGACUUGAACUUGAGACUCAGAAACAUCUCUAGUCAGAGGCUAGUCUCAGCCUCAAACGUCACCCCCACGGACCAUUGGCUAAACGUCUAAUGCAUAUGGGACACAAAAGUGGAAACACUUCAGGAGUGUCAAAGUCAUCAUCGGAUUGGUUGAAUGUUACAGGAUUUCGGGGAGACAUGUGUGUCGCGCUCUUUAACGUUCCACCUGGAAACAAAGGUGGCGCCAACCCCCUCACAAAAAAAAGAAAGCAGUAGUGUUUACAACUGUGAUGACGAGUGCUUAUCAGGAUCAACUAAACACUGGAGUUUCAAAAGAAUGUGAAAUAUUUAACGUUUGCGGCAUAGAAUCUUUAAAAUACCUCCGAGAGUUUUACACACCGGUCUGUUAUUGUGGUGACAUUUCCACACCUCGAACCGUGACGCUGAAUGAAACGAACUGUGAUUGGUUGUUUCACAUGUCAGUCAAAUGGCCUCAUGGGCGGUCCUUGGCCAAUGAAAGCUGCCAUGAAUCCCAGACCAUCAGUCUGAAGGUCUGGCUAUGCGAGACUAGUUAGAGGCAAAAUAAGUCAA